Molecule: messenger RNA, 3048 nt
Organism: Topomyia yanbarensis
Lineage: Eukaryota; Metazoa; Arthropoda; Insecta; Diptera; Culicidae
Product: protein salvador homolog 1-like
Exons: 5
Coding region: 716-2533 (605 amino acids)
Biological process (GO): hippo signaling; regulation of cell population proliferation; apoptotic process
Molecular function (GO): protein binding; molecular adaptor activity
Source: RefSeq, a predicted model, not a curated record
CUGUAUUUUGGUGCGCCUCUCGCACGUAACGUAAAGCAGCUGCAAUUUGUAUUUCGAUUAUUUUGCUCAAACAGGGCAUAGGAUUGUGAAAAGAAAAUAGUUGCAAACGGUUCUGACCGCACCAUCGGCAGUGUCGAAAGUGGACGGUAGCGAGUGUGAAGUUGGCGCAGUGAAACAUUCCGGAACACUGAACGGUCUGAGAAUUUCGCCAUCACUGCGUUUACCAGCAGUAUCAUCCCGAAAGCAAGAAGGUGGAAUGCGAUGCUUGAAGUGCAAAUCGCUGAUGCUGCUUCGCGUUCGUAAAGGAAGAAGAGCAGCGAAAGAGAUGAAAACAAACUAUUUUUUGGUGAACGAAAAGAAAAUCGAAAAAGAUUGAAGAGCGAGCUCGGCCAUCAUCACCAUAAUCAUCAUCGUCAUCGUCAGGGGUGGCAAUAACAUAAGCAGCAUCUUGCUUGACCGAAAAAAUAAUAACUGCGAGAGCCACGGCUAAGAAAGAAGAAUACUCGAGUACUUUCGGCAGAACAACGAGUGAAUGGCUGAAGGGGAACAACUGAGAAACAUCAUUUCGAUCAUCACGCGCACCACCAGUACAAUAGUUAAUCAUUUCUCUUUCUUCGUUUUUCUCAAGCUGGGACUGUGGGUCACCUUUUUUCGGUUCAUUGGAACUUUCUCGUGCCGAAGGGUUAUUUAUUGUUACUAAUUUUGAGUCGCAAAAAUGCUUUCACGCAAGAGCAAGGAUAAAUCCAUCAAAGAUGGGGUAGUCGGGAAAUACGUCAAACGAGACACGCCACCGGAAAUACCAAUAAUCAACGCUUUAACAAGUGAGUCGCAUGGCAAGCUUAAGCUAAAUAAAAGACGGAGCUCCCAGCAAACCAGUAAUGUAGGUCAGAAUAACAACAUUUAUAUGCCGGGCCCGUUGAUGCCGAACAAUAACAUUAACAAUGUGCAAAAGUUUGGCAACAUGAAGGUGACGGCUUCCAUGGGAGGUUUAGGUCACGAGGGGAAAUAUACGCCCAGCAGUAAGAUUCCAAAUCUGGUGCAGAAAUUUGUCAAUUUAUCACUGCCGAGUGAUCAACCGAAUAUCUUGAAUCCAACUAGCAGUGUGAUGAUGAUGGCUAACAAUAAGAAUCAACUACCACAGCAGCAACAGUCGUUUAUGAUGCCGACAAAACCGUCUAAUUUGAACCUGGCAGCUGCUACAACCAACCCAACAAACCUAAACGUAAUUGAACGCCACAACAACAACAGCCACGGCAAUUACGUUGACAUUGAAACUAUCGAUCAGAUUCUGAUGCAGCAAAAUGAAGUGGACAAAGCGGCACAUCAAUACCGUAUCCAACUGCAGCUUCAACAAGCUCAACAACAGCAGCACUUGCACCAACAGUAUGUCUCGAAUUUCGAGCGUAAGUGUUCCUACAAUCAGUUACAUCACAAUGCCAACAGCAACAACUAUCGCAAUGGGUUCGAAAACUACGGAAAUCUGCUGAGAAACAAUAGCCCAACGGCAGCGAACAGUAGUGUCAAUCUGUCCAGCGAUCAGCAGCAACCACUUUUUGCCCGGCAGUACUCGGCACGACAGCAGUUACCUGCUCCGAAAGAUCACUAUCAUAUCUAUGAGAACCCAACGCAAAUCAACAGAUCGGAAUCUCCGAUAUAUAGCAAUACAAACUCGGCUACUGCCAUCUACCAGGGUUACAGCAGCAAUUCAUCACACCAGUCGCUAUUCGCGAACCAAAAUAACACCUCGAGUAACGUGGCGGCUGUUUCGUCCUCCAUUAGCUAUCUGGCAGCACGCAGUCAACAGCCGCAACCUCAGCAACCUCUGUACUCCAACGUUGAAAACAACGGUAUGACAUACGGAGAAGCUCUACUACACAACGCCCGUCAUGGUUCCUCGACUGCUGCCAUACAACGGCAGCAACACCAGCAGGCCACCUCGGAAAGCAGCAACUCGGCUGUUGAAGAGGAAUUGCCACUGCCACCCGGCUGGUCCGUGGAUUACACUCUUCGUGGUCGCAAGUACUACAUUGAUCAUAACACCAAAACUACUCACUGGUCCCAUCCACUGGAACGGGAAGGACUGCCAACUGGUUGGGAACGGCACGAGUCGGCCCAGCACGGUACCUUCUACUACAACUGCAUCACCGGUCAGGCCCAGGACAGUCACCCGUACUUGACGUCUUGUUAUUUGCAUCAUGCUACUCCGGUAGAAAUUCCUCGUCCGUUGAUAACGUCGCACACUCAUUUCACGCCGCACAGUGCACUGGUACCGGCGAAUCCUUACCUUCUGGAAGCGGUUCCCGAAUGGCUCGAGUUUUAUGCUAAAUCUACACCGGAAAAUGAUCAUAAACUCAAAUGGGACAUGUUUCAGCUGCAGCAGCUAGAGGGUAUCGCUGGAAUGCUUACCAAACUGUUUCGGCAGGAGUGCCAUCUGAUUGUGGUGAAGUACGAGACGUUGAGGAUAGCGAUCCGAUCGAUGAUGGAGGAGAAAAAACGACUGGCUUAUCUGAGCAGUACCGACUCAAAUGCUUAGUAGAACUGUGCACCGAUUGAUACAACAACCGUUGAUUGUAUUUAAGAAAGCUAUUAUAACCUACAUGACAAUCAAGAGAUUAUCUAUUGUGCCUACACGUGGAACCACGUUUUGAUUGCCUAAAAAUUGUAAAGCUUGUAGUUUUUUAAACAACAUUAUCAGCACGAUUUUAAUUAUGUAUAUCCAUCGCAGUUGAAAAAAGAAGACUCGAGCGAGGGUUGGUAGCAGUAAUUUUUUUAAAACAUGCGUUCAGUAACGGUUUUAUGUUUCGAAAAAUUGUGAUAUCCAAUAGUUCCUUGGUAACUAGGAAAGUAUACUAUUAACAUACAGUACGCCUUCAUCAAAACUGGUCAAAAGUAGCAAAAUGAAGAACUAACGUUGCACUUUCUGCAAAAUGACUGCUAAUUAGAGCAUAGGCUUUCCGAGUUUUACAGCAAGACAACGGAAUAUUUUAAUGUAUGUUUUAUUAUAAUAUCGGAAAUAUAUAAAAACUAUAUCUACAAUAAACCUAAUAA